Molecule: messenger RNA, 5613 nt
Organism: Lottia gigantea (owl limpet)
Lineage: Eukaryota; Metazoa; Mollusca; Gastropoda; Lottiidae
Exons: 45
Biological process (GO): chromosome organization; double-strand break repair
Cellular component (GO): chromosome
Molecular function (GO): protein binding; ATP binding
Source: RefSeq, a predicted model, not a curated record
UUUUCAGACCUGAUAGAUAAAGGAGAUACAUUAUAUAUUUUAACAUCAGUUCAUCAAGAGUUAUGUGCCCCUGCCCAGGAGCGAGUAAAUUUCUUGCCUCAUUAUGAUACAAUUGUCAAGGGAGGGAUGUAUGAAUAUUAUGCAUCUGAAGGACAGAAUCCAUUACCUUAUGCAUUUGCUGAGUUGAUAGAUAAUGCCCUGGCAGCUACAGCAAAUAAUAGUGGAGAAAGAAAUAUUCAAAUUAGAUUGCAUUUUGAUGAGAACACAAAUAAAAAUUCCAUUGUUUUUAUUGACAAUGGUAAGGGAAUGACACCAAGGCAACUGAAUAAUUGGGCUAUUUAUAGAUUAUCAAAAUUUAUACGAAGAGAUAAACAUGUUGAUCUGAGUUUAGACCAUGCACCACGUUAUAUGAACAGUGAUAUCUCCUAUUUUGGGGUUGGAGGAAAACAAGCUAUAUUUUUUAUUGGUAAUAACACAAGAAUGAUAACAAAGCCUUUAGAUUCUAAAGAUGUCCAUGAACUUAAUAUCAGUAAAGAAGAGUUUGAACAACGUGAAAAAAAUAAUGAAUCUAUUUAUAGUGGUUAUAUUUAUAACAGAAAGCCAGGUGAUACCACCCAUUUAACAUCAGAUGAUGAAAUUUUAACUAAUCUUAUUAAAGAAGAAAAAGAAAGUUCAAGUUUUACAGCUGUGGUUAUACAGGGUAUAAAUACAGCGCAUAUACCUUAUUUAAAACAUAAUAUGAUAGAUUGGUGUCGACAACUAACACAUAUUUAUCAUUUUUACCUCCAUGGACCUAAUGGAAAUGUUUUUGACAACGAAAGAGAAGAGAAAAAUAAGAUUUUGGCAGAUUAUUUCAAUAACAUUCAUAUUGAGGUUAGUUUAUAUAACAGAGAUAAGCCUCCCAAAACGAUAAAUUUACGUACAAUAGAAGAUGACAUGCAGACUCAAUACAUCCGUGCCGCAACCAGUACCUUUAUGUUUAAAGCCUGUGUUGAUGGCAGUAGUGUAGUGGAAGGUGAAAUACGAUAUCAUCCAUUUAUGUUUGAUAAAGAAACAUACCCGACUGACAACUAUAGAUUGGAUGCUGAACCAGAAGAUGACCAUGGUUAUGCUAUCAAUGACCGACCAGCUCGUGGUCGACGACCAAUGUUUGAAUGUUAUUGGAAUGGAAGGCUGAUUCCAUACACAUUAAUACAAGAUUUUGAAUGGUGCACAGAACCCAAGAAAAUAAGAAAUAUUCCUGUAGAAUGUUAUAAUAGAAUCUCUGGUGUUUUAUGGACUAGUGAUAGAUUUCAAGUCAGUACCAAUAAAUUAACAUUCUUAGAUCUUGAGAUGAAACUAAGAGAUAAAACUACAUCGUUCUUCAGAGUUGUUGAUGGUCAUGAAAGAAGAACAAAUAUUCAGAAAGAAUUUUCACAGUGGUUAAAAGAAUGCCAUGAAGAAUAUGAUAAACAAAUAUUAUUUACUGGUUUUAAAGGUCAUGUAACACGAGCAGACAUGCCUAAGCAGAAACAGUUUCCAUGGUCAGUCUUUGACCAAGUGGAAUGGGAUGGGAAAGUAUAUAAACAGGGACAGUUGGUGAGAAUAUUAAGGACGCUACCAACUCUAAUGGGAACAAUAAAAAGAUUUUUACUAUUUGGAGAUUAUGAUGGGGACGUGUAUUCUACUGGAGGAGAUAUAGAACUGUUUCAGGAACCUAGAUCUCUAUAUGAUGAAGUUAAAAUUGUACCAUUAUCUAAAUUAGAUAGAUCAGCAUCACAGACAGUACUGAAAAAAUAUACGGAUGAAGAGGAGGCCAAAUUACCAGAUCAUCUAGUUGUAUCCUGGCCAGAUGGUCAGCAAGUUAUCAACAAUGAGAAACGUUUUGCUGGUAGAACAAUCGGUGCUAUCAAAGUAGAAAUAGCCAAUAAGAAAGGAGAAUAUAUCAGUAAACUUCCAGGAACUUCAGUUGGUGCUAAAAAAUUAUUAAUAGAACUUAAAGUUAUCUGGCAUUCUUCUAAUGGAGAUGAAGUGAUAGUAUCUCAUAUAAGUCAGCAUGGUAAAAACUGGCCAUAUUGGUUCCGAAAAAUGGAAAAUAUCAAGAAUUUAGGAGCACAUACAUUGUUAAUACAGUCAGUUUUAAAUGAGAGUGGUGCUACUAAAUAUGCUGGUAGAGAGUUACCUUCUCAUAAAAUAAGAUUUAAUGUUAUUGAAGCAGAACCAGAGAAAUUUAGUGUAGGUGUAUUAGAUGGUCCAUUCCGUGUUGGUGUUCCAUUUCAGAUACCAUUAGAAAUGUUAGAUAAAUUUAAUCAUGUAACCAAACCUAAUGGUAAAUUAAAACCUUCUUUAGAGGCCAGUGGUUUAGAAAUAAAUUAUGGUGGAACAGUAGUUAAAGGAAAUGUCUUGAUAAUCAAAGAUGUAGUUGCCGUUGGUCCAGUGUCAAGUCAUACAGGCAAGAAUUAUAAUUUAUCAGUCAAGAUCCCAGAAUUAGAAGAAGAUACUCAAUCCAUCAAAAUACGGUUAUUACCAGGUCAGCCUCAGAUGUUGAUGGUCAAACCAGAAGAAGAACUAGAAAUAGAGAAUGGUCAAUCAGCUACAUUCUAUGUUGAGGUACAUGAUGCUGCUGGUAACGUGACUACAGAGGGAAAACAAAUAUUACUGGCACGAUUUUCUGGUGCUACAGGGAUGCCAUCUUAUAGUAUAGAUGUUAGUAAAAGCGGUAGUGGUAAUUUAACUGGUGAUGUUAUCAAUGUUAAAAAAAUAAAAGAUGUUCACUAUAUCACAGCUAAAAUUGAUAUUCAGGGUCAUAAAGAUGUAAAGACAGUAGAAAGAAAAGUUAAGGUGAUACCAAGUUCGAGAGUUGCUGAAAUCAAAGUUUAUCGUGAUGAUAAUGAUGAUAAAAAAACGAUUAAAUCCGGAGAUGUAAUAAUUGAUACUGUCGGACAUAGCAUUAAAAAUCUUACAUUCCAGUUAUUAGAUGAAGGUGGUAGAGAGAUCACUCUAACAGAUAAACUUCUUUCUAAAAUUAAGAUAAAUUGGUUAUCGAAAUGUAAUAAAGAGUUGCUAUCUCAGGGUAAACUACCAGAUAUUAAAAUACCACUACAUAUUGGUGAACCUAAAUACUGUCAAAUACAUGUUAUAGAUGGUGCUGGUGUAGAGUUUGAAUUUUCAGUUGGAGGAGAAUCAGAUGAAGAGUCUCAGUUAAAGGUAUGGUGUAAUGGUAAACCAAGUGUACAGCUAGGAGAGGUUUUAGAGGAUGAUAUAUUAGUUACUAUUAAAGAUAAACAUAAUAAUGAUAUAACUAAGUUAAUAAACUCAAAAACAUGUCCAGAUAUCAAAGUGACCAGUAAAAAUUUUAGUCCAGACUGUAAAAUACAAGUAGUUUGUGAAGAUAAGAAGUUUGUCAUCCGUGGAAUACAGUUUGAGAAUACAGCCAUGGGAAAUCAGGAGGUGGAAGUGACAUGGAAAGAUUUAACAGAACGUAUCAUGAUCAAUGUUACAGCUGGUCCACCUAAUAAUUUACAAGUGUUAGACAUGGAUAUACAACAGCCAAUAAUAGUUUAUACAGAUAGUACUUUACCAACAUUAAAAUUACAACUUAUUGAUGCUGGUGGUAACCCAUGUAAACUAUCUGGCAUUAGACUACAAUUAGCCAAAGAUACAAAAAUAAAGUUUAGUCCAGUACCACAGUCAGUUAAAACCAAUGCUUCAGGACAGGCUGAGUUUAGUGGUUUAGUAGUGACUGCUGCACCUGGUGUGUAUGAAAUUCAACCUAAAGCUUUUCUCCAGAAAGGAAUGUUAUCAGGUCCUAGAGUUAGAAUUAGUGUCCAGUCUGAUCCUACAAGGGCAUUUGAAUUGACCGUUGAUUAUAAUAAAUCUUCAGAAAUCACAGUGGGGCAAACAUUACCAGAUUUUUGUGUAAAAGUAUUAAAUGAAGAAGGAGGUAUGUUAUCAACAGCUUCAGCCAGUCAUCUGUCUAUGAAACAAUGGAGAUAUGAACAUGGGGCUAGUUCCAUGCCUUCUAAGUCAGUUUCUAUACCUCCAGAUUCAAACCGAUCUCAUGAUAAACUUGGAGUCUUUAACUUCAAAAAACGGAAAACCCCUGAGAAAAGUGGUAAAUAUAACAUAAUGUUUGUAUAUUUUGACUCCAAACAUGAAGUUUUUAGUCCAAUGAUUACUUUGGAUGUAUAUUCUGGUCCAGCUGUUGAGUUGAGUCCAGUUGAUUCACCUGGAAUACCAACAGUUUCAAAUACAUCAUCUACAUCAUCACGGUUACUCAUCAGAUCUCUUAAAUUAUUAAUAAAGGAUGCAUAUGGUAAUUUAAAACCAGAAUGUGAAGGGGAGGUAACAGUAUCUAUAACAGGUGGUGUCAGUGAAAUACCAGUAUUUGUAGGAAAUAGUGGUAGUACAGAGCUAAGUUUAAAACUAAUAUCAGGAGUUUGUACACUACAGAAUAUUUUACUACAAGAAAACUGCCCGGGUAAAGAUGGGUAUGAAUAUAAUUUAGAAUGCCGAGUAACAUCUCUCGAACCUGGCAGUCGUAAACAAAUACCACCAUAUAAUAUACCAUUCCUUUUCUAUAAUGAUGCUAAGAAACAAUCUCAAAUGGCAAUGUUAUCUAAACAAAGAGACAAUCUACAGAAUGAGAUACGCUUAUAUAAAUCAACAUUUAAUAUGCAACAACAACUAGUUGAUGAAAUGAGAGUAACUCUUCAAGAAGCAAGUAAAAAAGAACAGGAGGCUAGAAGUGAAUUGAAAAGACAAAACAUUGCAGAUAAACAUUUAACGGUAACAAACUCAUUAGAUAAGUUAAUAGCUAGUAGAUUACAAGAAAGAGACCAGUUAUUAUCAACACCACGUAGAAUGUGUGGAUUGGCUACUGGACCUACUGGACCAGAGGUUCUUGGCAAGAUAGGACACCUAGCUUUAGUUGAUAAUGAUGAUAUAGCUCGUGUUUUAUCCUGGCAUAUGUCAGCUGAUAUGGAUUGUAUUGUAACUCAUUCCUCUAAAAAGGCCAAGGAAAUUUAUCGUGAUACAAGUGGUCGUCAACAAGUUCUUCCAUUAGAUUCUAUUUAUAGACGUAGUUUACCUGAUUGGUCAAAACCUCUACCUCACUGUCGACAUCGGCCCAACUGGAAACCAGGCGGUAACCCACGUUAUGCUAGGGACAUGUUAAUAUUCCCAAAAGAUGAAGCCAGUUGUAAAAUAGUUUUUGGAAUGUUGCUUGGAGACACAUUAAUUCUGGACACAUUAGAUUAUGCCAACACUUACAGAACAGAGAUAGUACAGAAUUCCCACUGUCCAACUAUUUUAACAGUUGAUGGUGAUAGAAUCAGGAGUAAUGGUAAAUUUGGUGGAACUAUGAAUAAAGCAUUACCUAUCUCUAAAUUACGUGGUGCUGUAUUUGGUCAGUCUCUACCAAUGGCUUAUCAUGCACUAUGUACACAAAUAGAUGCUAUAAAUAACUACAAAGAUAGUUAUGAAUAUUAUCAGAAGUGUAAAAGAGAUCUGCAGGAACAACUAGAUGUACAGAAACUACCUGAAAUGACAGCUAAAUAUAAAGAAUGUGAGGCAGCAGAAGAAAAAUUAAAAUCUCUUGAACAGAAAUUAGGUAAAUAUCUGUGUUAUUUUUAG